Pantherophis guttatus is the source of this 5557-nucleotide messenger RNA. It is a transcript of the gene COBL, whose product is annotated as cordon-bleu WH2 repeat protein. NCBI's taxonomy places the organism in Eukaryota, Metazoa, Chordata, Lepidosauria, Squamata, Colubridae. Gene Ontology annotation, molecular function: actin monomer binding. Gene Ontology annotation, cellular component: dendritic growth cone; actin filament; axonal growth cone. The record is from RefSeq and is a predicted model, not a curated record. Gene Ontology annotation, biological process: actin filament polymerization; actin filament network formation.
CUCGGGGACGGAAGUUGCCUUUCUAGUUGCUGCUCCCUGAAUGCCAGGCGAGAGCCAGCAAUAACUUUCCACUCCGCGCUUAUCCUCUUUUUAGACGCCCCGCGCUCUCACACAGGAGAAGGCAGGAAGCUUGGGACUCAGCUAGAGUGGGAGUCCGGCGUGAAUGAAACACCGCGCGCCAACCAAUUGGCCCAGCAGAGUAGACGCCCGCCAUCUGCCCCACCGCCAGCUGCAAUUUAAUUGAGUUGAGCAGUUUCAUUCAAGGCAGCGCAAGAGCCGCUUUUCAAACUAACUAUGGCUACUCAGUCCGGGGACUACAAACCCACCAGCGGGCAAAAAAUUAAGGGUCGCGCUCCCCAACCACCUCCCACUGCUCGUGACGUUAAUGAACAUAAAGUAAUCCCAACCCUAGAAACGUGGUCAGAUCAGAAUGUCUUAACUAUGAAGGGAAAUCUGAUUAAAACCACAUUGGACAUUCUCGUAAUUUUUCCAAAUGGAGAAGAAAAGAAAAUUACUGUACAUGGGAGCAAACCUGUGAUGGAUCUCUUUGUAGACUUGUGCAGCCAGUACCAUUUAAACCCAGCCCAUUAUACUUUUGAAUUGAAGUCUGGGGAGACCCAACAAUCUUUGAGUUACAAGCCAAAUACUUUGAUAGGGACAUUAGACGUACAGAAGGUACUUCUAAAAUUCAAGGUUCCUGAAGAAAAAAAAAUCAAACGGCCUCCACCUAGAACCCCAGAGAAAACGGUGAGGCUUGUAGUAAAUUAUCUGAAGACACAAAAGACAGUAGUUCGAGUGAGUCCUGAAGUUCCUCUUCAGAGUAUAAUCCCAAUCAUUUGCGAAAAGUGUGAAGUUAGUCAGGAAAGCAUUGUUCUCUUAAGAGAUACUUUCACUGGAGAAAAACUGGAAUUGACAAAGUCAUUGAAUGACCUAGGGAUAAAGGAGCUUUAUGCCUGGAACAAUAAAAAAGCUGUUCCAGCAAAAACUCACUCUGAACCUACUAUGAACUAUAGAGAAACAAAGACAUCAACUGGUGGUGACACAUCAGUAAAGGAAAAGAAAGGAUUUUUGGGAUUUUUUAGGACAAGUAAGAAAAACAAGUUUCAGGCCGAAAAAGCCUCAAGAAGAAGCCUAGAUCUGGGUAGUGGAGAAUUUUUAAAAUCCAUGUUGUAUCGUAAACGAAGCCUUGAUGAAACAAUGAUAGUGGAUUCUUCACGAAAUGUAUGUUCUGAAAUGGUGGCACCAUCAUUAUCUCUUGGGAAUAUACGAGGGACAACUUCAAGUAUUGAAAUGAAAAAACGGCGAGCACCUCCCAUACCUGCAAUUCCAUCCUUUUCUGGUGGAGAAGCUGACAGGGAAGAAAAAAUACCAACCCCGAUGUCUCAAAGUUCAGUGCAACUUGAAGUAAAAAAGCCAAAGAGACGUGCUCCUCCUCCACCAAUUCCUAAAAGGCCAAACAGAUUUGAAGAAAUCGAAAGUAAAAGACAAAGUACAAUCGGUAUUGAACAACAAGUGCCUCAAAAGCCUCCUAGAGGCAACAAACGAGAUCCACCCCAGUUAGUGAUUCCCCCACCCCCAUCAUACCCUCCUCCUGACAAAGAUACUAUGGACCCAGCUGCAUUGUACAAUGAAGCAGAUGUUACAGACCCAACCCAGUUGGUAUCUAAAAGAAAUGUCCAACUUUCACAUACUUAUAAAGAAGACACUGUAGAAGAAACCAACCCUUUUAGCAGUUGUUCUAUGCCAGAAUGCAAUAUAGAUGAUUCAAAAAUUAUUAAUUUACCCCCUGUUAUUGUACCACUGGCUUUUCAAAAUGAUGGCAUAAAUUCAACAGACAAAUCCAUUGAUGUAGAGAAGACCUCGGCUGAAAUAGAUUCCGUGUUGGUUGCAAAAGAAUGUUCUGUAAAUAAUGCUUCCUUUAAAAAUAAUAAAUCUGAGAAUAUUAAACAAAGGGCUGAUGGCAGAAUGAUGGAAGCCAAAACUGAGAAUACUGAUAUGUUUAUGGUUGCUGGUAUACAAAAAUUUCAACUUGCACUAGACGAAAGCCUAGCAGUGACGGAAAAUAUACGUAAUGAUUCCAAAAGCCAGUCGGUUAUCUUUGAGAUGAAAGAUGCAUCCAGCCCACUGCUACAAAAAGCUAAGAAUCCUUCUGAUGUUUCAUCUCCUGUGCCAGUGACAAUUAUUGAUGAAGUUCCAGAAAAUUAUACUAUUGCUCACUCCAAUACAGAAGAAGAAACUAGUGAAAAUAUUCCAGUUAAAUUGGCUGAUCUAGUUAAAUUUUUUGACAGAAAUAUAAAUAUUGAAUCUGUCAGUAAGGAAUGUGUACGAACAUCUUCCUAUUCACCUAAGAAUUUGUUACAAAAAUUUUCUACAGAAAAUACUUAUGAAAAUAUCAGUGAUGAACUUAAUAAAUCUCAUCUAGAAUUGAAAGGUGCAUCAGUAAAAAACCCUGAUGAAGAAGAAUCAACACAAUUUCCAUGGCGUGGUAAUAUCAAUAGAAGUAAAAUCUAUCGCUCCAAAACUGGCCUGACAACUUUUACAGUAGUUCCUCCCAAACCCAAAAUAAGAGAUUUUAACAGAAAUCAGUCCCUUUACACAGAUGCUAUUCAGUUAGAUGAGCUGGGUAACCUAGUGAAACUAAAUAAUGGUUGUGCUAGAAAAAUUAUAGUAGAUGGAACCUCUAAAGUAACUGGUUUUGACAGAGGUAAAGAAUAUAAGAGGUCAAAUUCUAUAGAAAAGCAAACUGAAGGAUUAUCAUUAGACCAUUCUGUUGACGCAGACAACUCCUUUAAUUCCAAACAACCUAAUAAAAUGUUCAGUACUAAACCUGAUUGUAUUAAGAGUCUGAAAACAGAAACUUGGCCAAUAGUUACUGCCAGUAAUGAAAAUAUUGUUGGACCAGAUGAAAUAAAAGUCCUUAGUAAUACUUCACAGUUUUCAGGGAAAACUAUUUUAGCAUGUGCGAUCAGUAGAAAAGAUUUCAUGUUUCAGAUGCCCUCAAAACAAUCAUCAAAUGAUCAUUUAACCACAACUGUUGCCAAUUCCAAUGAUAUAACCCAGUUUGAAAUCAUUCAAGAAAAGCAGUAUGAAGAGCUAAAUAAAACAGAAGGAAUGAAAACUGAAAUAGAGCCAAUUUCCAAAGGAUGUACUAUUGCAGCCAAAUAUUGCCCAGUGGAAACAGAGCCAGCAAAAACAAAAGAACUGUAUUCAACUACCUUCAGUUGUAGUAAAAAUGUGUCAAAUGCCAUUUCACCUUGUGCUGAUCCUAGGAUAUCAAAUAUCAAGGCACUAAAACAUAACAAAUCUAAUACUAUUCGUGGGACAGUUACUACAUUAACAUCUAACAAAAACAAACUCUCGGAACAGGAACUUGUCUAUAAUUUACUACAAGAUGUAACAGAUAGAGAAAUGACUCUUGCAGUAAUAAAAAAGCCAUCUGAUCAGGUUAGCUCUCCCUUUUUUCUUAGCAAACCUAAUGCUGAUUCAUCUGCCACAAUAUUUAGCUCCCACGUGAAAUCAAGCGAUAUACCAUCAACAGCAAUGGUUAACCAAAUAACAGAAAAAUAUGAGAAUCUUGGUAAGGCAGAAAGUAAACUCUGUCCUAAUAGACUAGAAGACAACAUCUACGAUAUUUUUGGGCCAAAGAAGAAAUUUAAGUCAGUCAUCCAGAAGCCACCUCCAAAUGAUACAUCACUACAUAGUGCUUUAAUGGAAGCCAUUCAAAACUCAGGAGGAAAAGACAAGCUUCGAAAGAUUUCAUGUAGUACUAUAAGAGGAAGUCCAAAAGAGUCAAAGUGCAUGGAAACGGAGACUGGGCAUUCAGCUCUUUUGGCAGCUAUUAGAGGGCACAGUGGACUCUCAACAUUAAGAAAGAUUUCUUCGUUUGCUUCUGAUGAGUUGCAGAGAUUCCGAAAUGCAGAAGUCUUGAAGAAUAUAAGCAGCUCGGCAAAAGAACAAUACGGUCCUUCCCCACCACUUCCUUUGCCAUUAUCUCUUGCACAGUUCAGAAUGAAAAAAGGCCAUUCUCUUCCAAGAAUGAAAGACAGCCCAGGAAAUUCAAGGCAGGCCUUAAUGGCAGCCUUAACUGAAGCAAUCCAUUCAGGAGCUGGGAAAGCACGAUUAAGAAAGGUGCCUCAUUGUGAAAAAUCCUACGACGCUGAAACAUUGUGAUAGAUUAAAAUGGUCAUCCCUCAUAGAAAGAAUGCAAGUCUCUUCCCAGUUUGUUUACAAGCAACAUUAAUUAUCUUUGUGGUCCUCUUGAUUCAGUUUAUGUGCCAAGGGUCUAGGAACAACCUAUUUUCAGAAUUAUAUCAAGCCAAAAUAGCAAGUUACCAAAUUCAUGAAGUUGGAAUGAAUAGUCACUGAGAACACUUUUUAGUUCUUUAAGACUAUUUAAAUGUAUUUAUGGAGAAAGUUAAUUACCUUUAUAGAGGUACCUGAAGCACAUCACUCUUUGCUCAUUAACCAUCUAGCUGUUCCAAACCAUUUAUUUUUUUCCUCUUUUCAAAUAUAAAAAUAUUUAGAAUAUUCCAGAUGAUUCUUUUGUAGCUCCAAUAUCUUAAUAUCUUAAGUUACCUGUUUCAUCUCUAAAAAAACCUUCUGAAACCUAUCCCUAAAGCAAAUUUGGGUUCAUUUAUCUUGGAAUGAGACUUUCAACAUACUACACAAGCCUGAUGCAGCCCAUGAGCCAAGAGUUUACACAAUUCUGCAAUAGAUGCUUUAAAAUAAACUAAAAAAUGAUUAUGGUAGAAAAUGAAUAGCUUAGAAUGCCAUGUGCUGAAAUUGCCACUUCUUAGUUAAUUAAGUUGCAAUAUUUGAGCUAUGCAAUUUAUUACUAUAAAAAUAGACUACCAUAGGGACAUGAAAUAGUAAUAUCUAAAAAUUUGCUAAAUUGGGAUGAAAAAUAAUGCUAGCCUAAGUGUUUAUGGCAGAGUCUCCUAACAACAGUUUCUGAAAGCAUGUCCAUUGUAUUUAAUGAAAACAUAGCAGUGCCCUUUCACAAUUCCCAACAAUAUGACUCGCAAAAUGAGAACAUGGUGAGUAAUGCUCCAAAUAAAAAAUGUUGCUACCCAGGUGGUUUAUGAUUCAAAAUAGUUCUGACUGGGUUCAUGUAGAUGUGUUACAACUACACCAUUCCCUUAAUAUGUUUCAGUGAUAUAUUAAAAAAACCUGUAGAUCAUGUAUAACUUGGGGAAAUCUGCCGUUAAAUAAAAUUAACAUAAGUGUGAUUUUGUUUCUCAUGAUAUUGAAGAUAACUUGAAGUAUGUUCAUUGUAUUAUGUUUAAUAAUUAUGAUGACAGUGCACAUGGGAGGCACUGAGUUUUCAGUGUAUAUUACUGCUAGAUUACAUAAUCUAGCUCUUUAGAAGUGCUACUGCUCAUCUACAGUGACUACAUGUAAUAUACUGUAAAAUAUUAAUUUAAUUUAGUGCCACAGAUGAAACAAUGACAAGACAUAUGUGAUGUUGACUUCAAUUUUGGAUUUUGAUUUUCAUUUGAUUUAUGGGAAUAUGUACUAUGUGUUUUUCAAAAAAAAAUAAAUUGCCAAUCCUAACAUA